Messenger RNA from Prunus mume (Japanese apricot), 940 nucleotides. RefSeq names its product large ribosomal subunit protein eL20z-like. The record is from RefSeq and is a predicted model, not a curated record. Lineage: Eukaryota; Viridiplantae; Streptophyta; Magnoliopsida; Rosales; Rosaceae.
CUUUUCUGGUCCACAUGAUUUUUAUCAGAUUGUGGGUUGGAUGGCCCAAAAUUGAUGAGCCCAAAAAUGGAAAACAGAAAUCCAAAGUCCAGCAAAAUGAAAAAUUACCAAAACUGCCAGGCUGCCAAAGCCGGCAGCUGAGCCAGCUAUCCACGAAAUUGAAACCACUGCCCGACAAUCUGUUGCUGAUUGAAAACCCUCCCUCCUCCCUCCUCCCUCCUCCCCAAAAACUCAAAUCGGAUCGAAAAUGAGCGACGAUUCUAAGACCAGAGGACUCGCGGGCGACCAGCAGAGCCAGAACCAGAGCCAGCAGUACUAUGGCACCUUCCAAGGCGUUGCCAACUACUACCCUACGGUUCCUCCGCCACCGCCUGAGCCGGUCGUCGGUUUCCCGCAGCCGGUUCCUCCUUCCGGUUCGACUGGCCGCCCUCCCUUGCCUCCCCAUCACCAGCAUCAUCAUCAUCAUCAUCACCAUCGUGGAUACCAAACGGUCACUGGUUAUGCUGUUGUUGAGGGAAGACCUGUGCAUGAACGCCGCCUUCCUUGCUGUGGUAUGGGCAUCGGCUGGUUAUUGUUUAUAAUUGGGUUCUUUCUUGGAGGCAUCCCCUGGUAUGUUGGAACUUUCAUCUUACUUUGUGUUCGGGUGGACUACAGAGAAAAACCUGGAUAUGUAGCAUGCACAAUAGCUUCAAUUCUUGCUGUGAUUGCUGUUACUCUUGGCGCAACGAAGGGAGCUCGCACCUGGUGAGGUUAAAUAUGGACUUGCGAACAAUGAACCUGUGCUUGUACCCUGCAUUCAUUCAAAGGGGCAGUUAGAUGGCUAUAGCCUAUUGUCAAUUAUCAAUGUUGGGUUCUCUUGUUUGUACAUGUAUUUGACACAGUAUAUUAUGUGUAUGUAUCUAUUCAUAUGGUUUUCUAUUCUCUCAUAAUUUGCAAGCAA